AUGGCAUCGCACGCCUCCGGGUGGCGCCAGAGGGAGACUUCGGCCUCCCGGAAUGAUCUCGUCAUCAAAUUCUCCGAGGUCGCGAAGCACUUCUCCAAGAAGGACCCUUCUUCUUCUUCUUCUUCUUCUUCUUGCGCCCCGGAGGUCGGCGCCCGGCCUCGUUGGCCCCACCCCUUCGACUAUAAUAGCCUGAUGAAGGCCUUCAGUGAUGCCGGCGAGGUCGAGGAAGUCCUCCGGCUCUUCCGCGAGAUGAAGGAGGACUUCCACUGCCGUCCGGACGUCGUGUGCUACACCACGGUGGUCGAUAGCUUGGCGACGGCAAACCGCCCGGAGGAGGCCGUGGCCGUUUUCGAGGAGAUGGUUUCGGCCGGGGUGAUCCCGGACGCCGCCGCCUACACUGUCCUGGUAAAGUUGUAUUCUUGCCAUCUGAAACGGUUCGAUCGAGCGUAUGAGGUCAUUCGAUGGAUGGUGAAGUGUGGGUGCGCCCCUGACGUGAUCACCUACUCCACGUUGAUUGCCGGUCUCUGCUGGGCUGGCAGGGUCGAGGAGGCGUUGGGCGUUUUGGAUCAGAUGCUGGAGGAAGAAUGCCGACCCAACGUCCAUACUUACACGCCUAUCGUCCAAGCUUAUUGCUCCAGGGGAAGCAUCGAGGAUGCCAGGAGGCUGGUAGAUGCGAUGCACGCGAUUGGCUGCCCGCCGAACACCGUGACCUAUAAUGUACUCAUCCAGGCCCUCUGCAAGAUCAGAGCAUUUGAGGAGGUCGAGAAGCUUUUGGAACAUAGCGAUGCCAAAGGUUGGAAACCUGAUGUGGUUACGUAUUCCAUCUACAUGGAUGGCCCUCUGCGAGUCCGGAAGAGAUGA
This is a messenger RNA of Phoenix dactylifera (date palm), 861 nucleotides long. The record is from RefSeq and is a predicted model, not a curated record. Lineage: Eukaryota; Viridiplantae; Streptophyta; Magnoliopsida; Arecales; Arecaceae.